Molecule: messenger RNA, 745 nt
Organism: Stereum hirsutum FP-91666 SS1
Lineage: Eukaryota; Fungi; Basidiomycota; Agaricomycetes; Russulales; Stereaceae
Product: succinate dehydrogenase cytochrome b560 subunit
Exons: 5
Coding region: 99-626 (175 amino acids)
Biological process (GO): mitochondrial electron transport, succinate to ubiquinone; tricarboxylic acid cycle
Cellular component (GO): membrane
Molecular function (GO): electron transfer activity; succinate dehydrogenase activity
Source: RefSeq, a predicted model, not a curated record
GCCAUUGGCCCGUGAACGUCGUCGCUGCUUGCUCUCUUCGCUAUUCCCGACGCUCUCCUCUCUUUCUCAUCCAUCUAAUCCGUUGAAUUGACUUCAAUAUGAACGCAACUCGUACUGUUGGCCUCAGUGCUGCCCUCAGGCGCAGCGCAUUUACCCCUCAGCUCGCUAGGAAUCUGCGUAUGUCCAUUCCCAAGCGGACCAUCAAGACACAAUCACUCCCACCCUCAGCCUCUGAAGAGAUCCUUAACACCCAACGUCUCAACCGCCCUUCAAGCCCUCACUUCACCAUCUACCAACCACAACUGACAUGGAUUGGUUCCAUCUUUAACCGUGCCACCGGUGCCGCACUCUCCGUUCUCCUCUACGGCUUCUCCAUCGCCUACCUCGUCGCUCCCGACACAUUCAGCUCGAAGAAUGUCGUCGAUACCGUCAAGAAGCUCCCCGAGUCCGUGAAAUACGCCGCGAAGGGCAUCCUCGCUCUUCCGUUCGCUUUCCACUCGUUCAACGGACUGAGGCAUUUGGCCUGGGAUAGCGGCAGAUUCCUCACCCUCAAGGGAGCCUACUCCUCCGGUUACGCCGUCCUCGGCGCCACGGCCAUCGGAACCAUCGGUCUCGUGCUCCUCUAAUCCAUCCGCCUUCCCGUCAUCGCCCCUUACCGCCUCACCCGUCUCUUUCUUCUCUCAUUUCUCUUCGUUGUCUGUAUGUGAAUCAUACUCCUGACCCUAGGGGAAUAAACAAGCUUUCG